Messenger RNA from Diplodia corticola, 2433 nucleotides. Its product is annotated as ankyrin repeat-containing. The record is from RefSeq and is a predicted model, not a curated record. Bases 1 to 2433 code for a protein of 810 amino acids. The transcript is spliced from 2 exons. Lineage: Eukaryota; Fungi; Ascomycota; Dothideomycetes; Botryosphaeriales; Botryosphaeriaceae.
AUGGAUAAGCAAGUUGAGGGAGAUGCGAAGAGUCCUUCGUUCGUUCCUGCGCCAGCCGAAAAAGAAGCAGCAGCCUUGCAAGAGUAUCGCGAUGCCUUCAUCGAGAGGGUGGCCAAGCUCAGAGAGACCCAAGAGUAUCAGAAGAUGGAUUUGUGGGCUCUACCGAGAGAAUGGUCAGCGGAUCAAAAGCUUCUUCAGCCAGUUAAUGUCGACGACGUGGCAACCGAGGAGAAUGCCGGCCAUCUGUGUGCGAACAUUAGCCUGUGUGAAUUCUAUCCGAGACAUCUUUCCCAGCACCCGACGCAAGGCAUUAUUGGCCUCAUCGCGGACCAUCCCGGGUACCUGGCCUGGCGGGAAGAAAGAAACAACGCAUUCGAGCAGUGCCACUGGGACCGACUCAGCACACUCCAAGCGAGGUGCAUGUCAGCGCGACUGAGAGAAUGCAAAGCGAAGCGUUGCCUGGCCGCGCGGAAACUGCUGGCUUCGCACAUGCCGAGCUGCGAGGACUGGGCCGAGUUUCGAGAGUGGGUCCUCACAGCAGCCUCGUGCCAGUCGGCUGCCUGGGCCGCAGGAGAUAGCUGGCUGUACCACUUCGAUGCGAACGAGUUUCUGGCCCACUUUCACUCCGUCAUGAUCACCUUCCAGCAAGGGCUGGAGGAUCGAUGGUUCUGGCUGCAUAAGCUGUCCAGGCCCUCGAGGAAGGCGGAUGGCCCGGAUCUACUAUUUCAGGUCCAGCAGGUCAUUUUCUUCUGGGCGAGCCAGCUCCAGCCGCGGAUCGUGCGGGACCUGGGCCACCGGAUGCUGCGUCGCGGUGCAACCGCGUUGACGGUCAAGACUACCCCUUUGAAACAGAGCUUGUUCUCGCAAGUCGUCAUGGAUGCCGAAGAGAGAGCGGCAAAGCUUAGCCUCUGUCCGAAGCGGCUGUGGAGCGUGGUGCAGAGUCUGGAGUGGCUGGACAAUGUACUGCCGGCUCUGGUGGACGUGUUGGAAAAGGCUCCACGCCCCCAAGCAUUCGCACACCGAGGCCAUGAGGAGUGCUCGGCGCAGUUUUGCGAGCUGUCCCUGGAGAACAGCGCGCUCAAGAAGCAGCUGCACAAACGCGACAGCGGCCAAUGCGGGCGUACUACAAAGCUCCAUCUUGCGAGACUGUCGUACGCUGUGCGCAACGGAGAGACCACAGCCUGGCCGAUUGAGGAGUUGCAGGGGCGGAAGCCGGAAAGAUCCUUGAAGAGCUACAUGGCCAUUUCGCAUGUCUGGUCGGAUGGCACUGGUGUGGGGACGGGUGGGCCAGGUGUUGUGAACGAAUGCCUCCUUUCUUACUUCAUUGACGUGGCUACGAGACUGGGGUGUGACGGCAUAUGGUGGGAUGCCAUCUCCAUCCCCAUGGAGAAGGAGGUGAGAAGGAUGGCGCUGAACCGGAUGCAACCGAACUACGAGAAGGCCAAACACACCGUAGUCCACGAUGAAUAUCUGUUGCAAGUCGAUUGGGCUGAAGAUGGUAGCCCCGCGGUUGCUCUGAUCCUCUCGCCGUGGUUCACGAGAGGCUGGACGGCGCUGGAGCUUUCGGUUUCUCGGUCAGUGCAAGUCAUUUAUCGAGAUCCAACGGACCCGAAGAAGCAAGUGUUGAAAGACCUCGACAACGACAUCCUGCCCCAAGGCUUCUGCAGCAUAGGCCAUAGGUUCGCGGCAGACAUGAUCCGAAAUCUCCGGGGCAAACCACCAACCCUGGCGGGUCUCGUCAAGAUCCUGAGCACGCGGUCAACCUCCUGGACGCGCGACCGUGCCACCAUCGCCGCUCUGCUCGCACGCACCGAAGACUUCGAUUACAGCGAUGCACAGUCCGUAACGGUACGCAAAAUGGUGGUCACUUACCGCCAAGUGCCGCGAGACUUUCUUCUCCACGGACAUAUCACUUUGGCGCGUGAAGGCGGUUGCUCAUGGCUACCUUCCACUGUCAUCUCACAUGAACAGCCGUGCGAUGACGAAGACGGCGACAGAAAAGACAGGGAAGUGAUUGAAGUGGACCGGAAAGGCGCGGCUUGUGUGAGGUGGUCAUAUUACCCAAUCCCGGAGAGGCGGGUGCCCUUUGUGAAGCCUUACAGCUCACACGCUUCGGUCGAAUUGCGCAUUCAACGAGCUUUGCAGAUGGCGGAGAGCUGCUUCCUCUUGUGGGCCCCGGGCCAAUGGUCAGACAACCCGCUAUACGUUUUGGUUCGAGCCGCGGGAUUGGGGAGCAUGGAGGACGGUAGUAUCUGCAUCGAUUCUCAUUAUGUCGGGUGUGUGAAAGUAGCCAGCAAUGACUAUACUGAGAUGGGCAUGAUCGGGCUUCUGCCGUUCAGAGUCGGAUGCGCAGCUGGAAAAGCACAGCAGAAGGCCGAAGACGUCCUGCGGGCGUACAAGGAGCGUGGCGGUCUCUUGGAUUUGAAGGAAUGA